CACGUCGUUUCAUUGCAGGUUGUCACUCCUCUAUAAUUCCCCCAAUUUUCGAUCCAAUUUCGCGAACAUCGUACUAUCGGGAAAUCCUGUCUGCUAACGCAGCAAGAUGUCCAUGCCGAAUCUGCCCCAAUCGCUGUCCAUGAACGCGCCGUUCGGGGCCGGGCCGGGCGCGACGGCCCCGGGCGCCGCCGGCCCUCCGGCGAGCAAGGACCGGAAAAUGGCGUCGGCGGAGCAGCUGGUCCUCGACCUCUGUAACCCCGAUCUCAGAGAAAACGCGCUGCUCGAGCUCUCCAAGAAAAGAGAACUCUUUCAAGAUUUGGCUCCCCUGCUUUGGAACUCCGUUGGUACCAUUGCAGCACUUUUGCAGGAGAUAAUCUUCAUAUACCCUGUCCUAUCGCCACCAAAUUUAACUCCCGCACAAUCAAAUCGAGUCUGCAACGCUCUUGCCCUUCUUCAGUGUGUAGCCUCUCACCCUGACACAAGAAUGUUGUUCCUCAAAGCCCAUAUACCUCUAUACUUGUAUCCUUUCCUCAAUACGGGGAGCAAGACGAGGCCAUUUGAGUAUUUGAGACUGACUAGUCUUGGUGUCAUCGGUGCCCUGGUUAAGGUUGAUGACACUGAAGUUAUUAGUUUUCUUCUCUCGACAGAAAUUAUACCACUGUGCCUUCGAACUAUGGAGAUGGGCAGUGAAUUGUCAAAGACGGUGGCAACAUUUAUUGUUCAGAAGAUUUUGUUGGAUGACUUGGGCUUGGACUAUAUUUGCACAACGGCAGAGCGGUUCUAUGCCGUAGGCCGGGUUUUGAAUCACAUGGUUGGAGCACUUGCUGAACAACCUUCAUCGCGGCUGCUGAAGCACAUUAUUCGUUGUUAUUUGCGUUUAGCAGAUAAUCCAAGGGCUUGCGAUGCAUUGAGAGGUUGCCUUCCCGAAAUGUUAAGGGAUGGCACAUUUAAUUCUUGUCUUCGUGAAGAUCCAACAACUAGGCGGUGGCUUCAACAAUUACUUAAUAUUGUAGCUGUGAACCGUGUGCCCGGGCUUCAGGCUGGCGGAGGUUUCGAUCACAUGCUGUGAACUAAAAAAGUUAAGUGGUGCACAUUUUUACAGAAGUUUAGCAUUCAGACGCUUGGUCCAGUAACAUCAAGUAUAGGAAUGAUUUAUCAUCUGCAUUCAGCUCCUUUUUAGAUUUUAGCUUUGUCCCGGAUAGGGUAAGCUACAAGCUUUGGGAGUUCUUUGGGCUUUUCUAAAGGUAGUUUCAUUGUAAAUGAACAGAGAUGAGGCUACUUAUGUUUUUUUUGGGGGAUUUGAGCGAAUGAAGUUAAGUGCUUGUACUUAAAGAAGGAAUCAAAAAGCUGCUUGGCCACUCAUGAUUUGAGCUCAUGCUGGUUUCUCUCGGGUA
Molecule: messenger RNA, 1394 nt
Organism: Eucalyptus grandis
Lineage: Eukaryota; Viridiplantae; Streptophyta; Magnoliopsida; Myrtales; Myrtaceae
Product: CCR4-NOT transcription complex subunit 9
Exons: 9
Coding region: 107-1069 (320 amino acids)
Biological process (GO): negative regulation of translation; mRNA catabolic process
Cellular component (GO): CCR4-NOT complex; P-body; CCR4-NOT core complex
Source: RefSeq, a predicted model, not a curated record